GGGCAGUACAUAGAUGCUUUCUUCCUCUCCCCAGUGAUGGCCAGCCCUAUCCCCACUCCCACCCUGGCCGGGCUCCUAGCACUCUCCCGCCCCCAUACCCUCCGGCUUCGCAUCCCCUCCACCCCAUCCCUCCCUCCCGCCCCCACCCCCUCCUGGGCUCCUCUAUGCUUGAUAGCUCUUCUAAUUUCUCUACACCCUCCUCUGGCACUCGAGUCCCCGCCCAGCCCACACCACCCUGGGCUACUACUAAGCCGGGCUUCCUCUGCCACUCACACAAGCUCCCCAGCUCAACUCUCCCGCCGGGUCCUCCCUUACUCGGAGAGUUCUACACCUUGAAUUUGUGCUCUCCCCCACCCCCCCUGGCGGGCUUCCCCUCGAUCCCUACCCAUAUUCACCUUCCCCAGGACCUUCCAGGCCCCUGCUAACUUCCUGGUGCACCAUGCCCAGGCCUGUCCUGACUGUCCUCCUUCUGGCUGUGGCCGCCCUGCCCUUAGGUAGUUCCCUGAGCUGUUUCUCCUGCUCCAAGCCCACAGCUCUGUCUCUCUGCACUGAUGUAGCCAACUGUUCAGCAGCAGAGGGAUGGUGCCAGACCACUCUGCUGCCCGUGCAAUCUGGUUUCCCCUUCAUGGAGGAGAAGACUGUUCAGCGAGGGUGUGUUGCCUCUUGUGCCUCCACAGACCAUGAUGCCAUUGGAGAAUUGAAGCCCAUCCUCUGUUGCAACACUGACCUCUGUGUUGAUAAUGGUGCCCUGGUGUCCCAGGGGUCUGGCCUCAUCCUAACUGGAUUCCUGUUUGUCCUGCUCAGUGCUGGCUGAUGAGGGUAGGGUAGGUCAGGGUCAGAUUGCUACGCACUUGAAAUAAUACCUGAAAGCUUGAACCUAUGGAUUUAUACCAGCUGUAUGAGGGGAAAACACUAGAUCAUGGUGGGGGAGAAAAGGAAGUGAUGGGAGGAAAGAUCUUUUCCUGGAUGCUCUGGAUGGCUUUGCUAGAAAAUCAUGUCCCUUUUCCUCAGGGGGACCCUAAUCAGAGUGACCAAUUUGGGGGAAGAGUCAAGAUAUUUGUCCCAAGGAAAUCUCUAAUCUGAUGAAAAAUCUAAUCUGUAUUGUCAGCAGAGCCUACUAGAGAGAAAGGAAAUCAAUGAGAUAGAUACCUGUUCAUUGUGUCUCUUUGGGGUGAAACACCAAACAGAUGGGAAAACAAUUAGCAAUUUUAUGGGUUAUAUUUCUCUUCACCCUUCUUGUGAAUAAGCUGCUGGGUCUUCUAAUAAUCAAUGCCUUUCCUAUAACUCUAAGUACCAGUAUCACAUGGGUAUGGCACAUACAUUCUAACUCAUGGGGGCUGAUAAAAUCACUGAGCAAAAUAAUAAAGAGAGAGGGGUCUGCCUCUGAGGGAAUGGCCUCAGAUAUUCUUUGUGAGAUCUGUCUCUAGUUUCUUGAAGUAACCCUUUCAAGUUGUAUUGAGAGGCUUGAACAAAUAUUUGACUGCUUUGAAGGGUUUCGGGUAAACUGGAUGAGGAGAGAGGGAAUAGGAGGCCCUGUUACAAUCCUACAUUAUCCGUAGUCUGAAAGGAUAAUUAAUCUGCCCAAACAGAUUUCUCCAUCCCUUCCCAACAAAAACAACUCCUUCUAUUAACUUACUUAUCCAUUUGACCUAAAAGAAUUAUGAAGGAAUAAGUUCAGGAAGGCACGGAAGAAUAAGGGAGCUAUGCUCUCCUUCUGAGAGUCCACAGCCCUCCCUUAGAGGUCUGAGAUGUCUUUUCUUCAGAUUGAGGGAAGUAGGAGAUGUAUGUUUGGAGGGAGAUCAACUAUAAGCUUGAAGGAAGAAGCAGAAUCAUCUAAAGUGGCUUUGGAAAUUCCUCAGCCUCCCAAAACUGGUCCUGAUAGGUCCAGGUCCCAGGUCAGAAGACCCCAAAGGCUCCUCAGAACCCUCUCAGAACAGUUUUUUCUUCCCAGAUGCCUUUGUUCUCCAACUGCCACCAGUUCUCUCCCAGUCCUCCUCUCAGAGUUCUAAAUCUUCCUUGCCCCCAUCCUUAAACUGGCUUCAUCUAAGAUGACCCACUGACAGACAUAUCUUGAACCCCAGUCAUCACACCCUCUUAUAGGAAAAUCAGUCUCAAUAGGCUCACUGUGCAUGGCCCACUUUCACUAACCAUGGCAUCCAGUCCCUAAAGAAUCAGACUCUACAGGUGGCUCCUGUUUUCUUGGAGAUACCACAGCUAAAGUAUUGCACAGGAAAGGAAUGGCCUCUGUAUUCGACCCUUCCCACUCCUCAUCUCAACAAAGAUUUCCUUCAGGCUAGUGAUCUCUUUAUGGAAUUCCUCAACCAAUAAGCAGCCUCCUCUUCUUUCACAUCUUCCUCUGAAUCUCCCCAAGAUGAAUCAUUGUUUGACACAAAUAGUCCAUGUGCAUCAUGUGGACAGAUCUUUAAGUCUGUCUGCUUAUUCAAUUGAACAGAAUUUCUAGGUUUCUGAUCACCAAGGAAUUUGACUAGGUCGCCUGUGGUGUUAGUAGCAAGGAUUUGUGAGAUAUCACUUUUGAAGAGUUCUGACCAUUCCCUAAGCAAUCACCUGGUACACCCUCUCUCAGGAGUCGAAGUCCUGGGAACUUUAAUCACCCCUAUCCUUGAGGUCUAGAGCCUCAUAGGAAAUGUAAUCUUUUCCCUGAACUAAAUCCCAAUGAACUAGCUUUUCCCAUCACCCAGAAAAAUAAUUCAAACCCAACAUCUAGUUCAUCCUCAUAAAUCAAGAUACACUGCUUUCUUCACACUGGUCGCUUUCUUUAAUUCAAAGGGUUUAUAGCUCAAAAAUACCUUAGAUCUUGUAGAUUCCAUUUUACAGAGAAAAAAAGCUGAGGCCCAGGGAUGUGUAUAUGUAUUAUAUUUCCUCGUCAGACAAUCUUUGGCAGAUUCUAAAUUCUUGGAGAUGAAGAAUUGUAUUGUUUUUCAUCAUUAUAUACUCACGGCUAAGCAUGGGGGGGUACCGCAUGUAAAUAUUCAGUCAAUAUGGUAAGUGCCUUGUCCAAAUUCACACACAUAAAUGUAACCUGGGUUCUAAACCCAGACACUCUGAUUCCCAAUCCAAGGCUCUCCCCCAUUACACCAGGCUAUAUUUAUCAUCUUGAGGUUGGUAAAGAUGCUAAUCAAGGCAAAUGUUUGUGACAAUGUCCAGUGAGUUCUGUCCUAUCCAUGAGUUCUUCUUUUUCCCCAUCAUGAAUAAAACCUUCCAAAGCAAACACCGACUCCAGUGAUGGAGAGUUCCCUGAGGACAGGGACCAUUCAUUUGUUUCCACAGUGCUUAACACAGUGCCUGGCACAUUGUAGGCAACUAUGAAAUGCUUGUCGAUGGACUGAUUAACUGAAAAAGAGAUGGCGAGUGAUGGAAUAGUAGUGAAGGACCAGGAAUAGCAGCCUUAGAAAGGAGGACAUAGGAUUUAAGUGAAUCCAGAAAAGACAACAUUGGAGCAGAGACAUGGUUAGUCGUGAUCCAGGAAUCCUCCUUGUGUUUUCCUGGAGGAGUCACCCCACCAAUACACGGUCUAUUUCUACCUAUUCAUACUAUUGCUUAUCCCUAGAAUAUCCUCCCCAUCCUUAAAUUCCUAUCUAUCCUUAAAAGACCAAUUCAGAUGUCACCUUCUCCAGGAAUCCUUCUUGGACCUCCCUUCACCCACCUCUGUCAGUGAUGGCUUCCUUCCACCUACCUCCAAAUCGCACAAAACAAUUCUUUAUAUAUCUGUAUGCCCAUUAUAAAGUUACAUGCCUAGGAAUCAUGGAUCUUCAUACCCUCAGAAUAUCACAGCUAUAGGUGACCCAAAUCUCAAUAGAUGUGGUCCAAUGGUCAGCAAAUUGUGGCACAUAUAUGCUGAUGAUUUGUGUGUAAGAUAUAAAGGACAUCAGAGAUGAUUUAUAUGACAGGGAAAGAGGGCAGUAGAAAGAGACUUGACUCUGAGGUCAGAAGACCUGGGUUCAAGUCUUCUACUUACUAUCUCUGUGACUUUGGGCAACUUAUUUCAAGUCUCUGAACUUUUAAAAUUAAGAGUUUUGGAUUAUGUGAUUCCUAAGAUGAGCUCUAAAUCUAUGACCCUAAUUAUGGUUCACUGCUGCCUUACAAGCCACAAAAGGACUAAAGGCAGGUCAUCACACCAUUGGAUGUAUCUUUUCUAGAAUAUUGGGUAGGUAUCAGUGAAUUGAGAGCCAGGCUUAGAGAUGGGAGAUCCUCAUUUCAAAUCUGGUCUCAGAUACUUCCUAGCUGAAUGACCAUGGGAAAAUCACCUUAGUGCCAUUGCCUAGAUCUUACCACUCUUCUGCCUUGGAACCAAUAUAUAGUAUUGAUUCUAAGACAGAAAGUAAGGGUUUAAAAAAUAAUAUUGGGGAGAAGUUCCAUGGAGACUGGAACAAACUCCAGGAAGUGAUGCAGAGCGAGAGGAGCAGAACCAGGAGAACAUUGUACACAGAGACUAAUACACUGUGGUAUAAUCGAACGUAAUGGACUUCUCCAUUAGUGGCGGUGUAAUGUCCCUGAACAACUUGCAGGGACCCAGGAGAAAAAAACACCAUUCAUAAGCAAAGGAGAAACUAUGGGAGUGGAAACACCGAGAAAAAGCAACUGCCUGAAUACAGAGGUUGAGGGGCCAUGACAGAGGAGAGACUCUAAAUGAACACUCUAAUGCAAAUACUAUCAACAAAGCAAUGGGUUCAAAUCAAGAAAACAUCUAAUGCCCAGUGGACUUACGCGUCGGCUAUGGGGGGUGAGGGGGGGAGGAAAAGAAAAUGAUCUAUGUCUUUAACGAAUAAUGCUUGGAAAUGAUCAAAUAAAAUAUAUUUUAAAAAAAUAAUAAUAUUGGGGAAAAGACAUAGACCAGACUUAUACAAGGUAAGAGGUAAGAUAGCAUAAAUGAAUAGGAGUAUCCACACUUCUGUAGAACAUUGAUUAAUAGAAGUAUUAAAAUAAUGCACUGGACAAGAAUUAUUUUGAAGAAUAGUUAUUUGUGUCUGUUUCUCUUUGUAAUUAAUUUGAUUUAUCAAGUUUUUAGAAGCUGUACCAUUUGGUACAAUGCAUAUCAUAUCAGCCACAGAUAAAUCUAAGGAAAAAAUAAAUGAGAAUUUAGGAGCCUGCAUAGAAUUUUAGCAAAAUUAGAAGUGAUAAUUCUUUGGUAAUUAUUGAAAGGAAAAGAAGGAAAUAUACAAAUUCUGAGUUAUAUAUAACACCUUUAAAAAGUUUAUCAUAUUUUAGGAUAUGAAAAUCUAACAAAAAUGCAGAAAUAUACAUAUUUUUACUCAUUAUGAUAUAAUAAAAAUUGUUAUGGUGUCACUGGGUAAAAAUAUUAAAAAUUUACUAGAGGCAAAUAAUAGCAUUACUGGGCCUAGAGUGAGGGAAACAUGUUCAAAUCCAGGCUCAGAUGCUUACUUAGCUGUGUGACCCUGAGUAAAUCACUUAUCUUCUGUCUCAAUUUUCUCAUCAGUGAACUGAAGAUAAUAAUAGCAACUUCUUCUCAGGGUUGUUAUAGGGACAAAAAAGAUAUCAUAUUUGUAAAAUGCUUUGUAAACUUGUUUUUGUUAUUAUUACAGUGUUCUUUAACCUUGAUAAACCACUGCUAGGCCAAUACUGGAAUGUAUAUCAAAAUACUUUGAUCAAAGAAAGAGAAAAAUGUCUCAUAUAUACAAAGAUAUUUAUAACAUCUCUUUUUGUGUCAGCAAAAAAAUACUAGAAACUCAGGUGAUGCCUAUCAUUUGAGGAAUAGCAAAAUAAAUAGUGACAUAGCAAUGUAAUGAAAUAUUAUUGUCCUAUAAGAAAUAAAAAUAGAUGAUUACAAAGAAACACGGAAAAUAUAUUAAUUAAUGAAGAGUGAAGUGAGUAGAAUCAUAAUUACAAACUAUACUAUACUAUCAAUAUUAUAAAAAUGAGCAAUUUUAUGAACUGAUGAAAUAAUUAAUGAAUAAAAUAAAGAACAAUGUAUAUAUAACAAUACUGUAAAAGCAAAUAGCUUUUAAAUUUCUAAGAAUGUUGAUCAAUGCAAUGAUCCUUCGUGAUUACACACACAGGACUGAUGAUGAAACAUGCCAUCUAUUACAGAAAGGCAAUGGAUUUAGGGUACAUGAUGAGGCAUAUCUUUGUCUCUGUCUGUCUAUAUCUUUGUAUUUUCAUUGAGGGAAUUUGCUUUUUCUUAAGUGUGCAUAUUUGUUGCAAAAAUCAUUUUUCCCAGUAGAAUAGAGGAUAAAAGAGAGAGAAAAUAAAUUUCUGUUGUUUUUUUAAACAGAGAGAUGGAUGUUGGCAGAAGGAAAAUUGUUUUAUUGCAUUGGUACUACUGGUGAAAUGCUACAUGCACUUUCAGAUGAAGUCACUGUAUUGAGUAUUACUUCAUUGUGCUUCUUUGUUAUGAGAAGAGAUCUCAGGAAGUGGGAGUAAUCUAUAAAUGUCUGUGAUGUAAAAACAAAGCACAUAUAAAAAUCUUUUUAAAAGUUA
This is a messenger RNA of Monodelphis domestica (gray short-tailed opossum), 6456 nucleotides long. Its product is annotated as secreted Ly-6/uPAR-related protein 1. The record is from RefSeq and is a predicted model, not a curated record. Gene Ontology annotation, cellular component: plasma membrane. Lineage: Eukaryota; Metazoa; Chordata; Mammalia; Didelphimorphia; Didelphidae.